Molecule: messenger RNA, 1352 nt
Organism: Lactuca virosa
Lineage: Eukaryota; Viridiplantae; Streptophyta; Magnoliopsida; Asterales; Asteraceae
Source: the annotation of a GenBank genome assembly
GCACCUACUACUAAUAAAAGAAGAAGAAUAGUCCCCUUUCGCUAUAUCAGUAGUAAAUGGAAAAUGCCCAAAGAGUCGAUACAAGACCUACAGAAUGCUUAGAAACUUCAAAAAAGUCUCAAUCUUUGAAGUAAAAAAUCGUGAUAUUUCUUCACAAAAACCAUUUGGUUUUGAAGAACCAACAAAUAAGCUAAUGGGUGUCGUUUCUCAUGAAGCAAUCAAUCAGUUGAAGGCCUUGAUGGACCAAGUUGAUGAGCCUCUAAAAAGAACAUUUCAGAAUGUUCAUCAGGGAUAUAUAGUCGAAACUUUGGAUCGAUUCUUAAAAGCAAGAGAGGGGAAUGUUGCCAAAGCCCACAAGAUGUUGGUAGAUAGCUUAAACUGGAGACUGCAAAAUGGUAUCGAUGACAUAUUAUCUAAACCCAUACUUCCUGUUAAUUUGUACAGAGGAGUGCGCGAUUCUCAACUGAUAGGAGUUUCUGGUUAUACAAAAGAGGGUCUUCCAGUAUUUGCUAUCGGUGUAGGUCUCAGCACAUUUGAUAAAGCAUCUGUUAACUACUAUGUGCAAUCGCAUAUUCAAAUUAACGAGUAUCGAGAUCGUGUAAUAUUGCCUGCUGCAACAAAGAAACAUGGAAGAUAUAUCGGCAAGUGUGUGAAGGUUUUAGAUAUGAGUGGCCUCAAACUAUCUGCAUUGAACCAAAUAAAACUACUAACAACUAUCUCUACCAUUGAUGACCUCAACUAUCCUGAGAAGACAAUCACAUAUUAUAUAGUCAAUGUUCCAUACAUAUUUUCAGCUUGUUGGAAGGUUGUAAAACCCCUUUUGCAAGAGCGAACAAAGUUGAAAGUUCAAGUCUUGCAAGGCUGUGGACGUGAUGAGCUAUUGAAGAUAAUGGACUAUUCUGCCCUUCCUCAUUUUUGUCGAAGAGAAGGGUCUGGUUCUUCACGAAGAUCUAAUAACAACACAACUGAAGAUUGCUUCUCAUUGGAUCAUCCUUUUCAUCAAGAACUAUACAACUACAUCAAACACCAAUCAGGGAUUCAAGAACCUACAAAACCCUUCAAGCAAGGAUCCAUGCAUGUACAACUACCCUUAGCAGACCCUAAAAAGACCGAAUUCUGCAAAACCUUGGCUUCUGAAUGGAGGAAGUUUGAAACUCAAGAUGAUCUUUCUAUCUCUUUACAUGAUAUCAAGAUCAGUGAUUAAUUAACUAAUUAAACCAUUAUGUAUGUAUAUGGCCUUGAAUUUGGCCUUCUGUUUUGAUGUGUUUUCUCAUAAAUUACAAGCAUGUGGUGAAAAACAAGCAAUGUAUGUAAUGUAAUGUAAUAAUCUAGGUAUUUCGAUGUGAUUGUAC